UGCGUUUAUGCCGCCAGCAGAUAUCUACUACUCAUCUUUGGAGUUUCGACCUCGCUGUUGCACCGUUUACAAUCAAUAGAAGUACACUGGGGCAACAAUGGUGAAGAUCUUCAUUGGUAACCUCUCUCAGAACACUGAGAAGGAUGAGAUUGAAGCCCUGUUCACUCAGUACGGGACAGUAACAGAAUGCGCCAAGUACAAAAACUAUGCUUUUGUUCACAUGGAAGACCGCAAGUCUGCCACCAAAGCGAUCCGUGAGCUCCAUCUCCAUAAGCUGAAUGGCAGACCCAUCAACGUAGAGCCAAGCAGAAGCAAGAACCAGGGCCCCGUGAAGCUUCACGUAGCCAAUGUGGAGAAGGGCUUCGACAAAGAGCUCCGUGAGCUGUUUGAAGAGUAUGGCACAGUCACAGAGUGCUCCAUAGUCAAGAACUUUGCCUUUGUGCAUAUGCCCAAUUCUGAUGAGGCCAUGGAUGCCUUACAGGGUAUGGAUAAUACAGAGUUUCAAGGGAAACGCAUACACGUUCAGAUAUCAAAAAGCAGACCGAGAGGGGCACCCGAGGAGGAGGACUAUCCACCUCCGCCUGUCAGAGGAGGCUAUUUUCCUCCUCGCUAUCCAGGGGAGAGGCCUGAGCCUCCCUUCAGAGGCCGCAUGUCCGCUUACCCACCUCCUCCUCCUCCUCCUCCACCACCGCCCCCUCCUCCGAGACGAGCAGCUUAUCCCGACCGUGCCUAUGACGAUCGAGAGCCCUAUGGGGUGGUUGAUUUUUACGAGAAAUACAGAACCCGUCCUUACACCCCAGGCUACGAUGACAGGCGUUCCAGUGCCAUCCCCCCUCCUCCACCUCCUCCCUCCGCAUUGGUUAGGGAGCGUCUCGGAAUGGGCUCUCUUGAUCCGUAUGAGCGACGUCCACUCCCCGCUCCCUCAGCUUACAUGGUGAGGGACCGAAGCCCCAUCAGAAGAGCUCCCCCUCCACCUGCUCCUUCAGCUGGUAACGGUUACUCCUACGAGCGCUCUCGGCUCUCUCCGAUGCCAAGGCCGCCGAUGUACACAGCUCCCCGCCCCAGGGAUUCCUAUUCAGAGAGAGCGCCACCACCACCACCUCCGCCUCGCUACGCAGGCUAUUAGAUCCCUCGAGUGUAAUACAAGGUGAGAACAAAGACUGGAUGUUUCAUAACCUCAUUAAUCACAUUGAUAACAAGUAGGCAUGAUUGGAAAAAAAAAAAAAAAAGUGUAAUAAACAGAAUGAGAGCUCAGUCCGUAAGUUGAGGUAGAAUCACGCUUUAAACCAUCAACCAGAGCUCUUUAAUUCCUUCAGAUCAAUAAUAAAACCUUUAA
Messenger RNA from Archocentrus centrarchus (flier cichlid), 1336 nucleotides. RefSeq names its product RNA binding motif protein 4.3 (gene rbm4.3). The record is from RefSeq and is a predicted model, not a curated record. Bases 98 to 1126 code for a protein of 342 amino acids. The transcript is spliced from 3 exons. NCBI's taxonomy places the organism in Eukaryota, Metazoa, Chordata, Actinopteri, Cichliformes, Cichlidae. Gene Ontology annotation, molecular function: RNA binding.